Molecule: messenger RNA, 324 nt
Organism: Penicillium atrosanguineum
Lineage: Eukaryota; Fungi; Ascomycota; Eurotiomycetes; Eurotiales; Aspergillaceae
Exons: 4
Coding region: 1-324 (107 amino acids)
Source: RefSeq, a predicted model, not a curated record
AUGGAAAGCCUGGUACCUCAUCGAUAUAUAAAUAUCUUAAAGGGCCACAAUGUCAGAAGGGGACAGGCAAGCCAAGUAUCCAUAGGCUACUCAUACAAGCUAUACGGUCAGCGAGCGCCUACCUGGGUAUUUGAUCAGAAUACCUGGGAACAGAAGCUUCUAAAUCUGGUUACUGUGUCGCAUUUACCAUUCCUUUUCCUCGAGUAUCAAGAGUUCCAAAAUCUUAUCUCCUCCGACGGCACCAAUUAUUCCUUCUCGGAAGGUAAUAUAUACAAGGCUCCGUCAAUUUGUUACCGAAAACCAAAUAGCUAUCCUCCAGAGUAG